This is a messenger RNA of Malus domestica (apple), 1294 nucleotides long. Its product is annotated as loganic acid O-methyltransferase-like. The record is from RefSeq and is a predicted model, not a curated record. Gene Ontology annotation, biological process: methylation. NCBI's taxonomy places the organism in Eukaryota, Viridiplantae, Streptophyta, Magnoliopsida, Rosales, Rosaceae. Gene Ontology annotation, molecular function: S-adenosylmethionine-dependent methyltransferase activity.
ACAACCCCCAUUUAAACAAAGAGAGAGAGAGAGAGAGAGAGAGAGAGAGAGAGAGAGAGAGAGAGAUGGCAGCUGCAAUGGGGGAUUCCAUUAAUGUUUCUGAGGCAUAUCCAAUGAAAGGUGGAGAUGGCCCCGACAGCUAUGCCAAGAACUCUAUCGAACAGAAAGUAGUUGUUGAUGCUACCAAAGAACUUCUAAGCAAGGCUAUUAAAGAAAAGCUUGAACUGGACAUGUUUUUACCAUUCAACACCUUCCAUAUUGCAGAUUUGGGUUGUUCGGUUGGGCCUAAUACAUUUUUUUCUGUUGAAAAUAUACUUGAAGCUGUGAAAUUUGAGUAUCAAAGCGGAGGGCCGAGUUCUGAAGUCCCCAAAUUUCAAGUUUUCUUCAGUGAUAAAACCCUAAAUGAUUUUAACAUACUCUUCAAUUACCUCCCUCAGAACAGGAACUAUUAUGCAGCGGGUGUGCCAGGUUCUUUCCACGGUCGCUUGUUUCCCAAGGCUUCCAUUAACUUUUUUCACUCUUCAUUAGCCCUUCAUUGGCUUUCUAGGGUACCAAAAGAUGUAAUGGACAAAAACAGUCGUGCUUGGAAUAAAGGACGAAUCCACUACUCAAAUAACCAAGACGAAGUAUUGAAGGCAUAUCAAUCUCAAUAUGCUGAGGACAUGGAUUGUUUCCUCCGUGCCAGAGCACUUGAGACUGUGCAUCGAGGAUUGAUUGUGCUUAACCUACUAGGACGCCCUCUUAACUGUAUUGAAAUUGUGGGUUUUGACAUUUUUGGAUCUUGCCUCGUGGAGAUGGCUACGAAGGGGGUAAUUAGUGAAGAAAAAGUAGAUUCAUUUAACAUCCCUUCCUACUUCGUGUCUCCCCAAGAACUGGAAGUCAUUGUGGAACGAAAUGGAUGCUUUAGCAUAGAGAUAUUGGAAACCUUACCUCAGCAUGUCUUGAGUGGCUCUCCCAGUGCUCCUGCUAUGAGAGCUUUCACUGAGGGACUGAUCAAGCAACAAUUUGGAGAAGAAAUCUUAGAUGAUCUCUUCAGCUUGUAUCACCAGAAACUUGAAGAGCAAAUGUCGAUAGCUGAGUCAAAGAAGGCAGUUGUCCUUUUUGUUGUGCUUAAACGCAAGACUAAUUGAUUUGAACAUUCAUUGUUUAUUUGUUUGUAUUCCUGAAACUCUCUGUUUGUUGGUUAUUUAGUAUUGAAGAGUAGAUUUUAAGUGAGCUUCACUCUGUAUAACAAUGGAAAGAUAUUAGCUACCUAUACUCGACAGUGCAUCUGCAAGUGUCAUAAUGUCCCAUA